AGGUCGGGGCGGGUCGCGCCGCUAUUGGCUGGAGGGGGCCCGCGCACGCGGCGGCGGCAGAUCGUGCGGGGAGAGCGGCUGAGGAGGGCGGUGUGUUGGAGAGGUUCCAGCCAUGGCGGUGCAGGAUCCCCGGCCCAACCACACCAUCUACAUCAACAACCUGAACGAGAAGAUCAAGAAGGACGAGCUGAAGAAGUCCCUCUACGCCAUUUUCUCCCAGUUUGGGCAGAUUUUGGACAUUUUGGUGUCGCGCAGUCUCCGCAUGAGGGGCCAGGCCUUCGUCAUCUUCAAGGAGAUGAGCAGCGCCACCAAUGCCCUGCGCUCCAUGCAGGGCUUCCCCUUCUACGACAAACCUAUGCGGAUCCAGUACGCCAAGACAGACUCUGACAUCAUCGCCAAGAUGAAGGGAACUUUCGUGGAGCGGGAACGGGAUCGGGACCGGGACCGGGAGCGCAAACGGGACAAGCGCAAAGCCAAGGGGGGAGAGGCCCCCGGCCCAAAAAAGAGCGGGGCUGGAGUGCAGGGGGCAGCACAGGGAGCAGUGCCUGGAAUGGCGCCGCUGGCACAGCCGCCCCGGAUGCUGCCGCACCUGGGGGGUCAACCGCCCUACAUCCCUCCCCCGGGCAUGAUCCCGGCCCCGGGAAUGGCCCCGAACCCGGGAAUCCCCCCAGGAAUGGCCCCACAGCCUGGAAUGGCCCCGAUCCCCACCCCACAGCCCCUGUCGGAAAACCCCCCGAACCACAUCCUGUUCCUGACCAACCUCCCUGAGGAGACCAACGAGUUGAUGCUCUCCAUGCUCUUCAACCAGUUCCCGGGGUUCAAGGAGGUGCGCCUGGUGCCCGGGCGCCACGACAUCGCCUUCGUGGAAUUUGACACCGAGGUGCAGGCGGGCGCCGCCCGCGAGGCCCUGCAGGGCUUCAAGAUCACCCAGAGCAAUGCCAUGAAGAUCUCCUUUGCCAAAAAGUGACGCAAAAACCCCCAAACCCCACCAAAACACCCCCAACCCCCCAAAAAAUGGGCCUGAAAUAACCCUGAAAUCCAAAAAAAAAAGCCUCAAACCCACCCCUAAAUACCCAAAAACUGCCCCAAAACACCCCAAAUCCCUCCAAAGCACCCCAAAAUCCCAUAGGAACACCCUAAAAUCCCUCAAAACCACAGCAGAGCACUCUAAAUCCCAUAAAACUGCCCCUAAAACCCAUAAAAAUACUCCAUAAAUCCCAGAAAACUUCCCCAAAAAUGGUCCCAACCCUGCUCCAAACCCUCCAUGUGCCCCCACUCCCCCAGGUAAGUUCUAUUCAGCCCAAAUCUUCCUUUUUUUAACCCAAAUCCUCUUUUUUUUUUUUCCCCACCCCAUUUAAAUUUUUUUCCACCCCAAAUUUUAUUUUUUUUCCACCCCAAAUCCUUUGUGUGUCCCCAAAUCCCUUUUCCCAUCCCAAAAAGCUCCUUUUCACCCCAAUUCCCCACCCCAAAUCCUGUUUUUUUCACUCCAGAUCACCUUUUCCCACCCCAAAUCACCUUUUCCCACCCCAAAUGCCUCCUUGCCCACCCUAAAUCCCUUUUUCUACCCUAAAUUCUCCUUUUUUCAUCUUAAAUUCUUCUUUUUCCACCCCAAAUCCCCUUUCUCCCACCCAAAAUUUUUUUCCAUCCCAAUAUCCCCUUUUCCCCCCACAAUCCUGACCCCAAAUCUUCAACCCCUAUGCUAAAUCCCUUUUCUCACCCAAAUCUCCUUUUUUCCCCAUCCCAAAUCCUCCUUUCACCCCAAAAUCUCCUUUAUCCAUCUUAAAUCCUAUUCUUUCCUCCCUAAAUCUCCUCACCCCAAAUCCUUCUUUCAUCCCAAAUCCCCUUCUUCCACACCAGAUCCCCACCCCAAAUUCACUUUCUCAGCCCCCCAGGGGUUUUUGUGGUUCCCAAGGGGUUUUUGGAGUCUUUCCUAGCAUUGUACCCAGGGUCUCUCAGCAGACAUUGCACCUGGAGCCGCCCCUGCCCCAGAUAAACCCAAAUCCCCUUUUCCCAGUCCCCCAGAUGCUUUUGGGGUUCCCAAAGGGCUUUUGGGGUCUUUCCCAGCAUUGUACCCAGGGUCUCUCUGUAGACAUUGCACCUGGAGCCUUCCCAAAUAAACCCCACUACCCCCA
Taeniopygia guttata (zebra finch) is the source of this 2132-nucleotide messenger RNA. RefSeq names its product small nuclear ribonucleoprotein polypeptide A (gene SNRPA). The record is from RefSeq and is a predicted model, not a curated record. NCBI's taxonomy places the organism in Eukaryota, Metazoa, Chordata, Aves, Passeriformes, Estrildidae. Gene Ontology annotation, molecular function: RNA binding.